Messenger RNA from Chinchilla lanigera (long-tailed chinchilla), 1040 nucleotides. It is a transcript of the gene Dydc2, whose product is annotated as DPY30 domain containing 2. The record is from RefSeq and is a predicted model, not a curated record. Gene Ontology annotation, cellular component: Set1C/COMPASS complex. NCBI's taxonomy places the organism in Eukaryota, Metazoa, Chordata, Mammalia, Rodentia, Chinchillidae. The transcript has 5 exons. Bases 190 to 579 code for a protein of 129 amino acids.
GACAGCCGCGUCCCGGUGCUAGGCAACGGCGGCGCGCGCUGGGAGGCGGGGUCGGGGCUCGUGGCUGAGGCCCUGCGCGGGUGCCUUUGGAACUGAUUUUCAGGAGGAACUUAGAAACAUUUGGAGAAGGAAGCUAGAAGCACUUCGAAUGACAUAAGCAGAACUUGUUGAGAAAUUCUGGUCCCCAAGAUGGAAACUGAUUACUUGAAAAGGUGCUUUGGAAAUAGCCUGUCCCAGGCACUGGCAGAGGUGGCACAGGUUCAGCCCAGUGACCCAAUAGAGUACCUGGCUCACUGGCUUUAUCACUACAGAAAAAUUUCAGCAGGCAAACAAAAGAAUAGGCAAGAGAAGAUCCAGCUGCAAGAGGAGUAUCAUCGUAGCCUGAAGGAAAAGGAAAUCAUGGAAAUGAUGAAACAAGAAGAGUAUCAAAUCCAACAGCAAUGUGCAGAAUGUCACAAGGAACAGAUUUAUACAGAGAAGGCCAUGUUCAUGCAGGAGGACACAGACCUUUCUGAGAAGGAGGCCCUGGAGCAAGAAUCCUUGCCAGGUACUUCUGAUAUGAUUACAGAAGUACCUUAGUGGAGCCCUACUACAGAGUCAGCUGGCCAAACUUCAGCAGAGUGUUGACACUCCACAAGAAAUAAACUUUGAGAAGAUGUUUGUUUCCUCUUGAAACUGUUCAUGAAACACCUCCUCACUCCAAAUCCCCUCCUUAGAGGAUCAGAAUGGAGAGAAUGCAAAGGACCAUUCUCUUAACCCUGCAAGCCAAGAAAAUGACCAGCAAGAGGAGCUCUCGCUUAAAUCAAGACUUGAGGGAUGAUGAAAGAGGUGUCUGAAGGUUCUCUCCAACCCAAGGACUGGUCUGCUAGCCAGGAAACCCCUAAAUCAUGAGAAAAUUUGCACAAGUUAGAGGAUAAAGUCAUCUCACAAUAAGGAUCAAAUCAAGUGACAAAACUGAUAAGACUUGUUUUUUCCUCUUGUUUAAUUAUUUUGUUUUUUUAGAUUAUACAGUAAAAUGCUUCCCUGAGCUCAUGUCUUAA